AUGCCUAGCCGCAUCUCGAAGGGUCGGUCGCGGAAGGGCUGCUUAACCUGCAAAAUCCGUCGGGUCAAAUGUGACGAGGAAAAGCCCACAUGCCAGAGAUGCCACUCCACCGGUCGGAAAUGUGACUAUGUAGCCGACUCAUCGAAAGUCAAUGCCCAGGAUCUACAGAUCGUCCAACAUGUGCCGGGUAUUGUGCAGCCGACAAAGAUGUGGAAAGUCCCGUCGAGUGGUUUAAUUCCCGAGUCCGACUAUCGAUCGCUAGAAUUCUUCCAGCUUCACACCACCCUCUGCUUCGGUAAAGAUACCGGGCUACAUCUGCUGCAGGCAGCAUACCACGAACCGAUCAUUCGGACUAUCGCGACGGCCAUCGGCUCGCUGCAUCGCUCAUUCGUGCACAAUGAGAACGGCGUGAUAGCCCGCGAUGUGACUCAGUUCACGUUUCAGCGCUAUAACAAAGCGAUCCGACAGUUACUCGCAAUCGACCCUCAAACCUCGCUGCAAUCGAAUGAUAUGUUUUUGAUUGCUUGUAUCUUAUUCUACUGUUUUGAGUGUCUCCAAGGCCACUAUAACUUGGCUAUUCAACAUGCUACCUCGGGUCUGAGAAUUAUCAAGCAACAGCAGUUGCUGGCGACCGGUCGGAAUUCCCCCAGGUACAUGCCACGAGAAACGGUCACAUUGUUGUUUGCAAUUUUGGAAAAUCAGAUUCUCGAAAUCCAAGGGGAAUCAUCGCUCGCUGACGAAUUGCGACCGGCACUCUUCUCGUCAUUUAGCACACCCACAUUCGAUCACUCUCAUCCUCCAUCUAAUAUAGAGGAGAUGCGAGCCUGCUUUGAACUACUAUAUAAUAAGCUCACGCGCUUUUUGUCCGUCUGCGAAAUGCUCGAGGAGAAAUUCGAGGACUCGUCAUUCGAGUUUGUCGCCCGAAUUCAGCAUCUCGAGGAAGAACACCUUCAAGUCCGCGCUGACCUAGAGGCGUGGGUCAAUACAUUUGAAACGUGGCUCGAUGCCGGCGGCACGGAAGUCAUCGAAGAGCCGCAUAGUAUUGCCAUUUUGAAGAUCUGGAAAACGGUGAUCUCGGUCAUGCUGGCGUUGGAAUGGCCCAACACAGAGCUCUCGUGGGACGAGCAUCUUGACAAGUUCGCACUAAUCAUCUCACUGAUUUCGGACCUUCUGGGUGCCCCUUUGUCUUCUGAUCCAGAAGAUUCCAGUUCGGCUUCACAUUAUCAGACCCCGCCACCUACACAGAAUGCGACAGCACUCCCCAUCCUCCGUCCACGACCCUCCAAAAGGCUGGCAUCGACAUUCUCAAUGUCUCUAGGGAUUGUCACACCACUAUAUCUGUGCGCAACGCGAUGUCGUGACUCCACUAUCCGACACCGGGCAAUCGAUCUGGUCUCCACUUGUAAUCGCCGAGAAGGACUAUGGGACUCUGAGCUUGUCGGGCGCAUCACUCGCCGCAUUGUCAGUAUCGAGGAAGAUGCGGCUGGAAUUCAACCGGGCGCCCGAUACACCUCGGCUGAUAUCGGGAUAGCCGCUCGUGUCAAAUCGUUAAAUCCUCAGUACGGCCAAGAACGGGAGAUCACGAUUCGGUACAACUGGGAAGGUGAUAGUACCGCUCCCAUCGAGGAGACCUUUACUUGGUGA
Molecule: messenger RNA, 1644 nt
Organism: Penicillium salamii
Lineage: Eukaryota; Fungi; Ascomycota; Eurotiomycetes; Eurotiales; Aspergillaceae
Source: the annotation of a GenBank genome assembly